GUAGGUAGGUACAGUACCGCGGGAAAAUCGAUCGAUACUUUCAACUUUGUAGUUUGUACUGCGUGAAGUGGUGAAGUGAGUGCGACGUGUAACGAAAGUUCGUCGUAUGAAUUGAUUCUAUUGAGAUUGUUAUGUAUUUAUGAAUUUUAAUUUGUGUCAAAUAAUUCAAUAAAGUAUCUCAAUAUGAUGGCAUCGUACAAACCGUUUUAUCUUGCUUUCUUCGUUGUUGUUUCUGCCGAAUUCGUCUGGAAACAUCACAACAAUGAAGAACUACCCUUGGUUUUAGAAGAAGUUCACGAAAAAUGCCCUAAUAUUACUAGAGUGUAUGCACUAACAGAGCCCUCUGUUAGAAAUGUACCUCUCUAUGUUAUUGAAUUUUCCGACAGUCCUGGAGUUCAUCAGCCAUACAAACCAGAAGUAAAAUACGUGGGAAAUAUACACGGAAACGAGGUUCUUGGGAGAGAACUAAUGUUAGGCCUUGCACACUACCUCUGUGACCAGUACAAUUACCACGACCGACACAUCAGGGCACUUAUUCAUAACACUCGGAUACAUUUACUGCCGUCAAUGAAUCCCGAUGGAUGGCAAUUGUCUACAGAUGCUGGAGGUCAAGAUUAUCUAAUUGGGCGUAAUAACAACCAUUCUGUGGAUUUGAAUAGAAAUUUCCCAGAUUUAGAUGCAAUUACAUUUGAGUUUGAACGUCAGGGUAUAAGUCAUAACAACCAUUUACUUAAGGAUUUGACACGCCUCGCUGCCCCACUUGAACCAGAAACUCGUGCUGUGAUGCGUUGGAUUAUGUCCGUCCCAUUUGUGCUGAGUGCAGCCAUGCAUGGAGGGGACUUGGUCGCUAAUUAUCCUUACGAUGAAAGCAGGAGUGGUGCUCCAGUCUCUGAAUAUUCUGCUAGUCCUGAUGAUGACACCUUCAGAGAGUUAGCUAUGGCGUACGCAAGCGCGCACGCGGAUAUGGCAUCGGGCAGCCGGGCGGGAUGUCGCAUUAGCAGUGAUGACUCCACGGCAUACAACUUCGGCAAGCAGGGCGGGGUUACCAAUGGCGCCGCUUGGUACAGCUUGAAGGGAGGUAUGCAAGAUUUCAACUACUUAGCGACUAACGCGUUCGAAAUUACGCUCGAACUGGGUUGCCAGAAGUACACCGAUGAAAGGGAUUUGGAAAAAGAAUGGAUUCGAAACAAGGAUGCUUUGUUGGCGUUCAUUUGGAAAGCUCACACCGGCGUUAAGGGCAUCGUCAGUGACGACUCCGGAUUCAUCCAGAACGCUAUAAUAUCGGUUGUCAACAUCACCGGAUCCGUGCCUCGACCUAUACGGCACGACAUCACGACUGGAGCGUACGGCGACUAUUACCGUCUGCUGACCCCAGGUCACUACGAAGUGACAGCAAAUAAACCAGGAUACUUCCCAGUGUCGCGCGUCGUCACCGUACCACGGCACCAGACCUCCGCCAAAAUACUGAACUUCAAACUUGAGCCAACCACGAGCUGGUUCGACGAUUACACGACCUUCGGUCUAUACCCUCACGGACUGCGCGACGGUCAGCCACGUAUCUACAAACGCUCCAUUUACCAGCAGAUCACGGACUCCAUUUUAGACCACAAAGAAACAAAGCAUUAAUCAGCGUCUUUUAAGCCCGGGACACCAUUAAUUAAUUAAACAUGUAUUUUGACAUUAUGAAAUGUUACACAAUAUCUUCGUGUUUUGUUUGAUAAUAAGCUCGUGACUUUUAUUACGUUUUGGCAGGCUAUUUUCACUUUUUUAUUGUCUCUAAUUGACUGACGGCAUUUUCGCGCUGUUAUCUGUGAAGCUGUAAUAAGAAUUACUGGUAUCCAAAAACUAAAAUUUGUAUUUCUAAAUAUUAGUUACAACUGUCAUUUGUAUAAGGACAGCAAGUCCAGUGUUAAUUAUAAAGGUCAGUCAGGUGACAAGCUGUCUGCAUACGAAUUACAACUUGAAUUUUGUUCCCACUUGAAGCACCUCAUGUAACAUUUGAGUGGGUCUGGAACUAGUAACAUAAUGUUUAAAGCAUUCUAUGUUAGUUCUUUGGACACUUGCAUUACAGCGCAGCGUCACAACUAGCAGCGCCACAAUAACGUCAAUCAAUUUCUGACAAAAACAGAGUAUAAACAGCCUGCUCUGCUGUAAUAAUAAAAAUCAGUGCAUUUUACACAACUCAUAAUAAAGUUUGCAUUUGCCAGUGAAAAAAGAACAGCCCUAAGAUUCUGUAGUCAUACAGCUUUAGCGUGCCAAUUCGCCAUUACAGUCCCAUAUCCAUAUUUCCAGAGUAAAUAAAGUGUCAUCUGCUAAAAUGUUUGUCGAAAUUGUGUACUUUAUUGUUGGAUCUGCUCAAUUUUAAGUGUGAAUUUGCUUAUGACAUUUUAUAAAAACAAUGCGUAAGUCUUCAUUAAGUAUUCCCUUCAUACUUAAAUAGGCAUGCGUUUUUUGUAGUCAUAAAAUGCUUUGAAAAAAAAUGUUUUAUUUGUCAUAGAAGAAAAACAAAACAGACUCAAAAGUACUUAAAUACACAUAAAUUUAUACAAACUUUUUUUUUUGCACAGAUAUAUAAAGUAACAGAUCCUACUUCUUUAAUCAUUGGUUUUUACAAAAAAAAAAAUUGGUUGUCAUAAUAAUAUGAGUUUAUUUUCUUUGGCAUAAAAAUAUUUCUUUUAAUAAAUUUGUCAUAUCGGGCUUAAGAUUUAAAGUUAACCCAAUGAAAACUUAGCGAUUGAAAAGUAUAUAUUAAAAAACAUCUAUUUUAACUAUCUUACGAUGUUUGAUGUGUGUUGAAAUUAUAUAAAUCUUAUUUAUUUCUGUAAAUACAAACAGUAGUUUUAUUAAUAAAUUGUACCUAAAUGAAAUAAUUAAAUUUUUUGAAUUGCAAUUCAGUUGUUACUUUGAUUGACAUUUGAAAAUGUAUUGAAUGUAUUGGACAUUGCGUAAUUUUAACUGGCAACAAUCUGGGCCGAUUUUUCAAUCACCAAUAAUUCGAUCACGAUUCGACCGAAUAAUAAAUCUGACAUCUUGAGAAUUAUGUAAUGUAUUGGUAUGUGCCAUAGAUUAUAUUUUGUUCCUAAUAGCGAAUAUUGCCGACUAGGUUGAAUUUUACUAAAAUAAUUUUCCUUAUUAUAAUUAUGUAUUUAGAAAAUAUUUAUAUGCGAAAUUGUAUUAUUUAGUAAGUUUGUAUCACUAAUUAUUAUUGACAGUUAUAAUUAAUAGUUUCAUGUUAUAGUUACCAUUAGAUAAUCUUAAGAAAGUACAGUUAAUUUGUAUCUCUAAUCUUUUCUAGUCUUAACACUGUUCAAAGGUUUCUAGUAUGUGUAUAAAAUGUUAUUUUUUGAAUGUACAUAAAUGAGACAGUAUGCCUCCAUGAUCAAUGAAUUAUUGAAACGAUUUGGCUUUAUAAAUUGUCGAUAGUGUACUUGGGGUGAAUGCAGAAAAAUACUGCGAUAUUCUUGAUAAUUUUCAAUACACUUAUAAGGCUCAGUAAAAUCAUCAUUGGUAUUGUGUCUAUAAGUUUUUUUAUUGAACAGGUUUAUUUAUUGAGUAAGACUGCGUUAUAACCUCUGAGUCUGGUUGCAACGGGUAAUUUCGUAUUUAUUCCUGACAGCUAUUUCGUUUAUAUUUUGUAGAAAUUUUCAUAACUUUCAAUCAACAUUUUUGAAGAAAUCUUUUUUUGAACUUUUGUUACACUAAAAAGCAUGAAUAUACUGAAAACCCCUCAUUUAUUAUUUGAUAUAUACAAUCAUUAAUGAAGCACCACAAAACUUCUAAUCUAACUAUCAUUUUAAUCCUAAUAAGUCAUCGAUUGUAAUUUGACAUUUCAUUAACCGUAAAGUUUUGAAUUCGACGUCGUUCGUAGAAUAGUGUGUGAAUAAAUAAUUUAUAUUGUUUUUAUGCUUGAAAUCAAUUCUGUAAUGUACAAAAACUUUAUUAAAGUACCUAAUUAUGCAAAUGAA
Pararge aegeria (speckled wood butterfly) is the source of this 3965-nucleotide messenger RNA. RefSeq names its product carboxypeptidase E-like. NCBI's taxonomy places the organism in Eukaryota, Metazoa, Arthropoda, Insecta, Lepidoptera, Nymphalidae. Bases 184 to 1626 code for a protein of 480 amino acids. Gene Ontology annotation, biological process: proteolysis. The transcript is spliced from 8 exons. Gene Ontology annotation, molecular function: zinc ion binding; metallocarboxypeptidase activity. The record is from RefSeq and is a predicted model, not a curated record.